This is a messenger RNA of Cynoglossus semilaevis (tongue sole), 1308 nucleotides long. It is a transcript of the gene mrpl12, whose product is annotated as mitochondrial ribosomal protein L12. NCBI's taxonomy places the organism in Eukaryota, Metazoa, Chordata, Actinopteri, Pleuronectiformes, Cynoglossidae. The record is from RefSeq and is a predicted model, not a curated record. The transcript is spliced from 5 exons. Gene Ontology annotation, cellular component: mitochondrial large ribosomal subunit; ribosome. Gene Ontology annotation, biological process: translation. Gene Ontology annotation, molecular function: structural constituent of ribosome; mRNA binding. Bases 161 to 754 code for a protein of 197 amino acids.
UCGCGGGCUACCGUGGUAGCUUCGGUUCACGCAAGGUAUUCUGGGUAGGUCAGACGCCAUGUGCUUUUGAAACCAGGGAACUGGACAGAGACCUGGCUGUGAGAAACUUGGCCUGUUUUUCAGAGGGUUCACGCUCCGGGAACGGUUUCUGUCUACGUUAAUGAUGUUGUGCAGCAGACGGUGCCUGAGGACCGCAAUGCGGGCCGUGGCCACAACAACACAUCGGCAGCAGCUUCAGAGGUCGACGCCGGCCUUGUGCGCUCUUAGACUCCUGAAGACCAGUCCAGCAACACAUUCAGAGGCCCUCUCUACCCCUCAGUUAGACGGAGCGCCAAAAGAGUAUUCCCCCAAAAUCCAACAGCUUGUCAAAGACAUAGCAGGUCUCACUUUGUUGGAGGUGUCAGAUCUCAAUGAGCUCCUCAAGAAAACUCUGAACAUUUCAGAUGUUGGAAUGAUGCCAAUGGGGGCCAUGGCUGGAUCCAACGCAGCUGCAGCUCAGGCCGAAGAAGAGGAGGAGGCACCCGUGAAGAAAGAGAAGACUCACUUUAUAGUAAAACUGACAGAGUUAAAAGCCGCAGACAAAGUCAAGCUUAUAAAGGAAGUGAAGAACUGCAUGCAAGGAUUGAAUCUGGUUCAGGCCAAGAAAUUAGUAGAGACUCUUCCCCAGGAAAUCCGGGCGAAUGUAGCCAAAGAGGAGGCUGAGAAACUGAAAGCAGCCCUGGAGGCAGCAGGUGGAACUGUAGUGUUGGAGUAGAGAGAUGUUUUAUCACGUGGCUGCUCAUGCACUUGGUUCUUUUUUCUUUUUUUCCUUUCUACCGUUUCCUUUUUUUUUUUUACACGACAAAGAACAGAGUAUGCCAGGAGUAAAAGAAACAAAGACAUGCCUCCUGACAUUAGCACGGUUUCUCUGCAUCUUCAUAUGCGGCAACUCAGACUGAACUUUCCAGGCAGACUGCCUGCACCGGUGGCUGCCCCAUCGUCUGCUAGUCCACAUGUCUGUCUGUCUGUCUGUCUGUCUGUCUGUCUGUCUGUCUCAUUGUUCUGUAGCAGAUCUGCUACAGCAACACCAGGCUGUGUGUCAGUAACCCAUUUGUCCAUCCCCUUGUGUGUAUGUAUGUUCUUUCUGUUGACAGAUAAUUGACAGCUCCCAGUUAUGAAGAACACCGGGUACUUUACCAUGUUAAAGAGUGUUUACUGCUCAAAGAAUUGUUAAUAAUGUGAUUAAAGGUGAAAUCUCCCCAUCUUCCUCCUGUUCUUUAACAUAAUUUGUUUGUUCUGUUAUAUUGAUGGUGUAUGAAAAACUUUAAA